UCGAUUCUGCAUCGCGUUUGACGGAAAGCUAAAGCAACCUAUCAGUUGUGAAUUGCACGUGAAGUAACAAUAAUUUUUGAUUAUAAAAAUAAUAAAAAUGGCUUUACACGUACCGAAAGCGCCGGGUAUGGCUCAAAUGCUUAAAGAAGGAGCUCGUUAUUUCUCAGGUUUAGAAGAAGCUGUAUACAGAAAUAUAACAGCGUGCAAACAGUUUGUGCAAACUGUGAGAACUGCGUAUGGUCCAAAUGGCAUGAACAAAAUGAUUAUCAAUCAUAUUGAGAAAUUAUUUGUUACUAGUGAUGCUGCAACAAUUAUUAAUGAACUAGAAGUUGAACACCCAGCAGCUAAUUUAAUAGUUUUAGCAUCAAAAAUGCAAGAAGCAGAAGUUGGUGAUGGUACAAAUUUUGUUAUAAUUUUUGCUGGAGCACUUUUGGAAGCUGCAGAAGAACUACUCCAUCUGGGAAUUACCACAUCUGAAAUAGUUGAAGGAUAUGAAGCUUCUUUAGAAAAGGCUCUAGAAAUAUUACCAACAUUAAUUUGUUAUACAGUAAAUGAUUACCAAGAUGAAAAACAGAUUAAAGUUGGAAUUAAAACAGCCAUUAUGAGUAAACAAUUUGGAAAUGAAGAAAUUCUUACUUCUCUUGUUUCACGAGCAUGUGUAUCUAUUUUGCCUGAAAAGACAACUUUCAAUGUAGAUAAUGUCAGAGUGUGCAAAAUACUUGGAAGUGGUGUAUCUAGUUCUGAGGUUGUACAAGGAAUGGUAUUUAAACGGCAAGUUGAAGGAGAUGUUAUGAAGCAAGACAAUGCUAAAAUUGCAGUCUAUACUUGUGCUGUGGACAUCAUGCAAACUGAAACUAAAGGGACAGUAUUAAUAAAAACAGCAGAUGAACUAAUGAAUUUUUCUAGAGGAGAGGAAUCUUUAUUAGAGACUCAAAUAAAAGCAAUUGCUGACAGUGGAGCUACUGUUAUUGUUUCAGGAGGAAAAUUUGGUGAUAUGGCUUUACAUUACAUGAACAAAUAUAAUUUAAUGGCUGUUCGCAUUCCUAGCAAGUUUGAUAUUAGAAGAUUGUGUAAAACUGUUGGUGCUACUGCUCUUCCAAGAUUGAUUCCUCCAUCAAAAGAAGAAUUGGGAUAUGCAGAUUCAGUAUAUAUUGAUGAAGUAGGAGAUACAAUAGUAGUAAAAUUUGCAUUACAUGGCAAAGAUAGCCGUGUCAGUACUAUAAUUAUUCGAGGAUCCACCGAAAAUUACAUGGAUGAUAUCGAACGAGCUAUUGAUGAUGGAGUUAAUACAUUUAAAGGAAUAACAAAAGAUGGAAGACUUAUUCCCGGAGCUGGUGCUACUGAAAUUGAAAUAGCUGCACAACUUGCUUCAUAUGCAGAUACAUUACCAGGUUUAGAGCAAUAUGCAGUACGUAGGUUUGCAACCGCUUUGGAAGUGUUUCCAAAAACCUUGGCAGAAAAUAGUGGAAGUCAUGCCCCUGAACUUUUAUCAAAGCUUUAUGCUGCGCAUAAAGAAGGCAAAAAGAAUUACGGCUUCGUUAUUGAUGACAAUGGAGCAGCUAUUAACGACACAGUUGAAGCUGGAAUUUUAGAUUUGUUUUUAACAAAACAGUGGUGCCUAAAGUAUGCUGUUGGUGUUGCAUGUACUGUACUUAAAGUUGAUCAGAUUAUUAUGGCAAAACGCGCAGGAGGACCAAAAGUACCAAGCGGUGGUGUCCGUGACGAUGACGAGUGAUAACAUUAAUAAUUGCUUAAUUACUCAUUAAUUCUUGCGUUUAAUUUAUAACAUUAAAUCAUAAUGGUUUUCAACACACUUAAUUCCAUGUUAAAUAAAAAAAAGUAUUUA
Megachile rotundata (alfalfa leafcutting bee) is the source of this 1846-nucleotide messenger RNA. It is a transcript of the gene CCT8, whose product is annotated as chaperonin containing TCP1 subunit 8. Gene Ontology annotation, molecular function: ATP binding; ATP-dependent protein folding chaperone; ATP hydrolysis activity. The record is from RefSeq and is a predicted model, not a curated record. NCBI's taxonomy places the organism in Eukaryota, Metazoa, Arthropoda, Insecta, Hymenoptera, Megachilidae. Gene Ontology annotation, biological process: protein folding.